Molecule: messenger RNA, 1848 nt
Organism: Anopheles darlingi
Lineage: Eukaryota; Metazoa; Arthropoda; Insecta; Diptera; Culicidae
Exons: 2
Coding region: 721-1659 (312 amino acids)
Source: RefSeq, a predicted model, not a curated record
GUCUAGGUGUGAAGUGGGGAGACCGUUUUCUAGAAUAGAUUUCUCGCCGAUUGCACCGAAUUAGCAUUAGCGUAGAUUGAGCUACCCUAUCGGGUCGGAAGACAGCAUAUCAUCUGUGGUACCGUGCAGUAGAUCCAAAAUUAAUUCCACUUCCGUCCCGAAACCCCGUUAAUGAAUUAACAUUUAAACCCUCCCAGGCCGAGCCAUCCUCCCAUUCUCUUUAAUCUUUUUUUUGUAUUCUAAUUGUUUUCCUGCUCUUGCUUAGCCUUUUAAAUAGGCCGAUUAUGUGGCACUUGCGGAUCGCGGAUGGAGUCUCGUUCUUAAGAUACCUCUCCAGAUGUCCUACAGCGAAGAGUGCCGCAAACCUGAUUUUUGUCUUAUACACCCUCUUUCCCUCCUUUCUCUUGCCUCUUGCUUUCUUGAGAAGCACGAGUGAUGCUGCUGCUGCUUUGCGGCGGCGGCUUCGGCGCCAUAGGUGAACGGUAAUAAGUGCGAAAAGAAAGAAAGCAGAAUGAAUAUCCCGCGGCGUUUCUCUCUUUUUCUCGUUUGCGCGAACUCGUUGAGAAGUCGCGGAGUCGCGAAGAGUUGUUACCGGGAUUUUAUUUCCGUUUUGUUUGUUUUAUUGCUUAUAGUGUCUCUCUUUCUCCCCAUCUCCAAUUUCAUCUUCAUCUCUUCCUGGAACAGCACUCCUAUCUGUGUAUAUCUGGACAAUCCCGAACGAUGUCCCAAUUCACGUCUGAAUGGCUCGUGAAACUGGGGUUUCUGGCGAUGAUUGUAGCUACGAUCGACGGUGCACCAUCCACCAUCACAGCGCACCAUGCUCGCAAUCCGGAUGUGAGGCCAGCUAGGAAACGGAACGUUGACGAUGUGAUCGCCGCCUCGGGCGGUUCCAACGAUAAGCCAUCACUGACCACGUACGAUCAGCGACAGAAUGGCAAAUACAACAUUCACGUCAACAUUAAGGACGUGAAGAUAAUUGCCGUAGAUGGUGAAAACCUGGAGGGCAAUCUUGGGGAUGAUACUGACUACGACUAUGGAGAUUAUGACUACGAUCCAGCGCAUCUAACCGUCAGCCCGUUGCCGAUCUUUGGAUCCGGUUCCGUUUCCAUUACUAAACCUCCAAAAUCGACCACGAAGGCACCGCCCAUCACUAGCACGACCACGGCCGCAACGACGACCAUGACCACGACCACGAGGAAACCCAUGCAAGCGGUGGCCAUGAUGGGUAGCGAGUCCGUUACCCAACCGCCAAAGGAACCGGUCAAAACGCCGCUCAAACCAACUGAAAGCUCCACAAGCGCUCCAGAACCAAUUACAACUGAAGCGCUGGUAGUUAAUGCCGGCACGACGGAGCUUCCGCCGAGCAACAUUAUCGUAAUCAAGCCAACUCCUGCUCCGGUCCAGUAUGACUACCAGGAGAUUCCGGUGCAGGUGAUCAUGGAUCCUAUUCUGCGACCGGGAGCCAAGUAUCGCAGCAACCAGCACGUGCCGGAUCCGGUGGCAUCUCGCCGUCAUUACGAGGUACAACCUUCGAUUAGACGAUCGAUCAACUGCCACGAGGGAGAAUAUCGUGAUCGGGACGGAAACUGUCGGGCACGUCGAUCAGGCAUCCUGAAACUGUUCCGUCUUCUAUCAUCCUUGAAGGAAAAAAAUGACUGAAUCUGUGUUGCUGAUCUGGCGCAUUCUCGUGCUAACCCCUAGCCCUGCGUGCCUUGAUAACUGGAAAUUCUCGUCUACGCACCGCCCCCCUAGCGUGUUGCGUGCGGAGAAGGGUUUUUUAAUUUAUCGAUCGGUGUACGGAACGCGGCGAACGUAACUCAUGCUUAUUUAUAUAAUAUCUCCCAAAUA